Nyctereutes procyonoides (raccoon dog) is the source of this 3106-nucleotide messenger RNA. RefSeq names its product keratin, type II cytoskeletal 1b-like. The transcript is spliced from 9 exons. Gene Ontology annotation, biological process: keratinization; intermediate filament organization. The record is from RefSeq and is a predicted model, not a curated record. Gene Ontology annotation, cellular component: keratin filament. Gene Ontology annotation, molecular function: structural constituent of skin epidermis. Lineage: Eukaryota; Metazoa; Chordata; Mammalia; Carnivora; Canidae. Bases 100 to 1878 code for a protein of 592 amino acids.
UCUCUUGUCAAAGGAGUCCUAGCUCUUUCCCUCCUGGGUCUCUGCCUCCUUCCAGCUGGGACUUUUCUUUUGGCUACUUCUCUGGAUGCUCUAGCAACCAUGAGCCGCCAAUUUAGCUCUCAGUCAGCAUUUAGCUCUAGGAGCAGGCGGUUUUACAGCAUUGGCUCCUCUGCAGGCUCUGGUGGUGGGAGUCGGGCUGUGGGGUCUGUGUGUCAGGUCCGGGGCAGGUGUGGUGGUGGUGGUGGUGGUGGUGGGUAUGGGAGCCACGCCAGGGGGUUUGGUUCUAGGAGCCUCUACAACCUGGGAGGCAGUAAAAGCAUCUCCAUUAGCUUAGUGGGGAGAAGUGCUAGUGGUUUCUGCCAGGGUGGGGGAGCAGGAGGGAAAUUUGGAGGCGGGGGCAGAAGUUUUGGGGGCGGUGGUUUUGGAGGCGGUGGCUAUGGAGGAGGUGGCUUUGGAGGAGGUGGUUUUGGGGGUAGCAGUUUUGGGCUUGGGGGCUUUGGUCCUUCCUGCCCCCCAGGGGGUAUCCAAGAGGUGACUAUUAACCAGAGCCUCCUACAGCCACUUCACUUGGAGGUGGACCCUGAAAUUCAGAGAGUCAAGACCCAGGAGCGGGAGCAGAUCAUGGUCCUCAACAACAAGUUUGCCUCCUUCAUUGACAAGGUGCGAUUCCUGGAGCAGCAGAACCAGGUGCUGCAAACAAAGUGGGAGCUGCUGCAACAAGUAAACACCUCUACUCGGACCAAUAACCUGGAGCCCGUCUUGGAGAACUACAUCAGUGAGCUGCGGAGGCAGGUGGAUUUUCUCAAUGCCGAGCAAAUGCGCCAGAACACAGACGUCAAGAACAUGCAGGACGUCGUGGAGGACUACAAGAGCAAGUACGAGGAAGAAAUCAACCGGAGGGCCAACACUGAAAAUGACUUUGUCGUCCUGAAGAAGGACGUGGAUGCUGCUUACAUGAGCAAGGUAGACCUGGAGUCCAAAGUGAAUGUUCUGUUCGGGGAGAUCAAUUUCCUGAAAUAUUUAUUUGAGACGGAACUGUCCCAGAUGCAAACCCACAUCAGCGACACCAAUGUCAUCUUGUCUAUGGACAAUAACCGCUUCCUGGACCUGGACAGCAUCAUCGAUGCGGUGAGGACCCAGUAUGAGCUGAUCGCACAGAAGAGCAAGGACGAGGCCGAGGCACUGUACCAGACUAAGUACCAGGAGCUGCAGGUGUCGGCGGGCAGGCACGGAGACGAGCUGAAGAACAGCAAGUUGGAGAUCACGGAGCUCAACCGCACCAUCCAGAGGCUGCAGGCAGAGAUCAGCAGCGUGAGGAAGCAGAUCGAGCAGAUGCACGUGGCCAUCUCGGACGCGGAGGAGAGAGGAGAGCAGGCCCUUCAGGAUGCGCGGCAGAAGCUUGGGGACCUGGAGGAGGCCCUGCACCAGGCCAAGGAGGAGCUGGCCCGGCUGCUGCGCGACUAUCAGGCGCUGCUGGGGGCCAAGCUGUCGCUGGACGUGGAGAUCGCCACCUACCGCAAGCUGCUGGAGGGCGAGGAGUGCAGGAUGUCAGGGGAGUUGCAGAGCCACGUGAGCAUCUCUGUGCACAGCAGCCAGACGACCGUCAGCGGCGGCGGCGGCGGCGGCGGCGGCGGGGCCCGAGGCUCCGGAGGCUACGGGGGCGGCUCCGGAGGCGGUUCCGGCGGCGGCUCCCGCGGGGGCAGCGGAGGUUACGCAGCCGGCGGCGGCGGCUCCCGCGGGGGCGGCGGAGGAGGUUACGCGGGCGGAGGCAGCUACGGAGGGAGCGGCCGGGGCAGCAGCAAGUACGGCGGCGGCUCCUCCCGCGUGCAGAUCGUCCAGACCUCCACCAACACCUCCCACAGGCGAAUCCUGGAGUAGAGGGACCCCCGCCCCCUCCUGUCCCCGCCCCGCGCCCUCCCUGAGCCCCUCUCCCCUUUCCCUCCUGGGUCUCCGCAGCUUUGCCCACACAGUCCAAGCUGGGGCGGGGGGCAGGGGGAAGCAGGUGCAUAACCCCCACCAGCAGCUCUGUCUUCCCAGGGCGCUGGAGUCACAGCCAGACCACUCCUCUGGGCCCGCUCCUGCCCCUGGGGACACCCCGGGGCCCAGUUUAGCGAUGGAGAGAAAAGCCUGUAGAGUAUCUAGAAAGCAGAUGGCGGGGAGUAAAUGUUAAGGACACCAGAUUUCUCACCCCCAGGCUCCCUUUCUUGCACCUGGGCUGCCCGGUGGACAACAAUCCAUCCCGUAGGGAACCAACAGUGAGGCCUUGGGCCCAGUAGCUUGGGGAGAGGAGCCCCUGUGCCGUGGACCCGUUCCUGCUGUUGGUCUGUUAGCCUCACACUUUCCUGCCAGUGGAUCCUAUGGAUUUGCUGUCCUCGUCAGACACCUCUGAGUCGUGGUCGUGAUUCUGAUUCUCUGUCUUAAGAAGCAUUGUCCUCUGGGUUAGCAGAGUAUUUCAGAGUGUGAGCGGCCUUGUCCACCGGGAGGACUAAUUAUCCGUGAAUAGAGGAGUCAGCGGGCAAGCCAUCGAGUUCUGGUGUCUCCUGUGCCUCCUCCACUCUUUGGCAGCCUGGGCCUUCCUGGACUCUGCUCCAUAAUGGCCCUCCUGAGAAUUGUCCAGGUGGCUGAGCUCGUGCAGCCCGGCACUGUCGUGUCCAGGUGUCGGGCCCUGAAGUGUUGGAGGAUCAGGCGUGGGUCUCGGGAGGGCUCAAUCCUGACCGGUCCGGAAGCUGCCUGUUACUUGUAAGGAAGCUUAGUGCCCUUUCCUGACUCCCUCUGCCUCGUGUUCUCUGUGACUGAGCACUUCCUGCAAGUCUGACCCUUUGUUUCGGGCCUCACACAAGGCGCUGGAGAUGUGCUGGAGGGGACAGGAAGGGGAAGCUGUCUGCCAAGGAGCAGGCCUUGAGAGGGGGAAGGUGGCGUUGCUUCUAAGAUCGAGAGUCCCCUUCGCUUGCUUGGUAAGUCCUAACGCAACCGCCAGGUCCACGAUUCUCUUGGGGUAUCGGAUGGGCUCCACGGUGCUGUGACUUCAUCAUUUCCUGGUUGAAGGUUGUACCUUGAAAGGCUUGACGUUUCUGGUAUUUCUACAAUAAAAUUUUCUGUGAUCUCA